Molecule: messenger RNA, 411 nt
Organism: Suhomyces tanzawaensis NRRL Y-17324
Lineage: Eukaryota; Fungi; Ascomycota; Pichiomycetes; Serinales; Debaryomycetaceae
Gene: COX13
Product: cytochrome c oxidase subunit VIa
Exons: 1
Coding region: 1-411 (136 amino acids)
Biological process (GO): mitochondrial electron transport, cytochrome c to oxygen
Cellular component (GO): mitochondrial inner membrane
Molecular function (GO): enzyme regulator activity
Source: RefSeq, a predicted model, not a curated record
AUGUUCAAAAGAGCCCAACAAGUCACUUUCAGAAGACUCAACCACCACGCUUACGGUCCAUCCAAGCACCUUAACGAGCACGCUUUUUCCGCUGGAAAAAUCAACAAGGAAGCUGGUGAAGCCUUCAAGAAGAACCUCGAAGAAAAGGUCCACCACUCCGAAGGUAUCACCAACACCUGGAAGAGACUCACCUACUUGAUUGCUUUCCCAGCCAUUGUCUUGACUGCCAUCCCAGUUGUCAACAUUGAAAUGAAGCACGCCAAGCACAGAGAACACUUGAAGCACCUCUCCGACGAAGAAUGGCCAACUCAAUACGACUACCAAAACUUGAGACAAAAGCCUUUCUUCUGGGGCGAUGGUGACAAGACUUUGUUCUGGAACCCAGAUGUCAACAGACACGUUGAAGCUUAG